GAAAUGGAAUAGGUCGUGCUAAAUUUUGAUUACAAAAUUGAUGUUAAUGUUUUAGGUUUCUAGAAAUGCAUGCGCUGAAGCUAAUGCGGAAAGGAGAUAAUCAUUUUUUAUUAGCUGAAGUAUAUUUUUGCCAAAAAAAGCAAAAAUAUGAAUUAAAUAAAACAAGAUAAAAAACUAGUGUUGAGCGGCUCUUGAACGCGGUUCUCCUCGAAGCUGAUUUUACGCAUAUGUACAUACAUAUGUAUGUGCAUACAAAUAUACAAGUUUAUAUGGACAGUGGCUGCGCGAACAGAUAAUGCCGUCGACGACGUCAAAUGGAAAUGCUGUCUAUGCCGCGCUGGUUUUUUAAGACUUCAUAGACAACUGCAGCCUAUUUUGAAAAAUACAACAAAGAAGAAAAAAGCUAAUAAUAAAGUGUGCAAAAUUACAACGCGAUCGGCGCGCACUAAAUAACUAACGCGUCCAGUAAGCGCGCGCGGCAAACAGCUGAGCAGGCGCCUGCUGCUUUAGCUUCUCCUUUGCCACGGAAGGUCAACAACACGCGACGCGACGCGACGCGACCGAUAUUGACGCAAUUAGUGCAGCGAUCGUCGCAAUGAACCAAACGAUAUUCUACAAAAGUGUGAAGUGAUCGCAAUCAGAUAUGUGUGUGUGAGUGUGUAAAUUCAUAUGCGCAUGCAGUUAUGUUAAUAAGCAUAGACGUACAAGUACAUAAACAGGUGUUUCUAAGUGACGCGGGCGGCACGUAAAGUACGUAAUUUAAAUUCCAAGAAGUGUUUAUUAAAUUAGAGUGACUUACUCGCUGACAGCGUCAAAGUGUAGUCGUAGUAUAAAGUCCAAGUCACCAGCGCGUUUGUAGAGUGCUGCGGAACGCUGCACGCCACUCAUCGCUAGCAACUAACGACUCAUUGGAUCAGCGAUCAGCGUCAUCGCGUAUUUCAUGCUAAUUCGAAAAAACUUACCAAGGAAAGGUAAUUAAUGUUGCGUCAAAGUGGCUGACUAGUGCACCUAGUUGUAUGAAAGCAUUGCUUCAUAAAUUUCAUAAAUCUCAGCAACGAUCACCGCUAAUAGCAGCACCAGUCCUGAGCGCCAAAUCGUCUAGAGGCUCACGUGCGUCAGAAAGGGUUGGAUUGCUGCGGUCGAUAAUCUUCUGCGUCAGUCGUUUGUGACAACAAAAAUGCUUAUUAGUAUUGUGGACAACAAUAAAAACAACAACAAAAUUAAUAACAAUAACAACAUUAAUAAUAAUCACAAAUAUACCAACCAGCAAGCAGCAGAACCACUGUUGGAAUGGAAUUUUUUUGCAGCUAAUCGCUGACAUUUGCGUCAUGUCUUCGCGCCUUGACGUCAUUUGACAGAAUUGCGACGUUGAAAAUUUAAACAAACUUGCGUCGACUGUGAGACCACUUGAAAACUGCACGAAAAGAAAAAAAUGCAGAGCGUACACGCACUUAACGAGAAAGAAUGAAUCGAGUACCUGCGAAUGAAAACAAUAAAAUUAAAAGUAAGUGCAGCAAAGCGACCGACAAACAAUAUACUAAAUGCCAGCAGCUGGAUGCGCAAAGAAUAAUGGGUAGUAAUACUAGUCGGCGUAGAAUCGGAACGAGCUCACUUGACCCAGCCGCGACCACAGCCACAGCCACAGAUGCAGCAGCAACGGCUCCUGCAGUACGUGUACGCGACAAAUGCCCUCACGCGAGACGCGGAGCUCAAAAUGCGCGUUCGGUAUUAAAAGCUACCAUUCCUUCGAAGAUCACUGCUGCGCUAUCCGGAAGCGCAGGCACAACGGCCGGUGGUGCUUCAACCGAAACCUCUUCUAGCGCCCUUACGCCUGCCGGUUCAUUAAAUUCGGUCGCCAGUGUGUGUUCUGAUGUAACGGUGUGUUGUAAUAUAAGCGACAAAAUUGAAGAGAGAGAUGACGUGAACACAUCCACGAUCAUUUGUGGCGCGCCCAUUUACAGCGACGCUGCUGAAGAUGCUGCUUGUAUUGCUGAAAGUGGUUUUCCGACGUCAACGCCGCUGCCCAGUAGUAUUCAUGCCACAAAAGAAUCAGGAUCAGUUGUUGCCAGCAAAACAGCAGAGACAAUGAGGAGCUUAAAAAUAGCUACAACAAAAACGCAUAUGGCGGCAUUGACAGUUGCGCGACAGCCGCGUACACAUACAACAGCGAAAACAACGCGAAGAACGCGGGCGGCUAUUGCGGCUCGUCAAUUAAUGAAAGCAAGAAAGAUUACCGCAAGCACUACUACAACAACGGUGAAUGAGCGAGUGACGAUGGCCGCAGUGCCAGCGCAUGCGGUGGAGGCAUAUUCGGAUGCUACACGACGAGCACAAUCGUCGGUUCGUUUGACGUCUGCGACCACAACACCGAUUUUGCGGGCGUCACAGGUGGCAGGGGUGUUGACGGCGGUAGACGUGAAAUCAAAAUUCACUGAAAAUAAAUGCCCGUUGGUUGUGCUAACGAAUGUUAGUAAUCAGAGAAAAGUCGAAGUGAACAGUACAAUACCACCGCUAGAGCAGUGUAUUUUAAACAGCUACAACGUUAACCUGAGACAGCACAACAAUAGCAGCAACAACCGCAGUAGAAAAAGUGAAGUGCCGAGCAACAAGUGGUCACCAGUGUUUGAUUCGGACAACGCAGAUAAUGAAACAAGAAGAACGGUCGACGAUAGUGACAACAGCAUUAGUGAGGAUAUAAGAAGGACUCUGAACUUGGCCGCACGCAAAGCGAAGUUGAAGUCGGAAUUCUUCAGAGAUUUCGAACUGCACGAUAAAACAAACAAUCAGUUGACGCAGUCGUCGACACCGCUUGACGUUUGUGACGUGGAUUUACCCAAACAGCUUUUGGAUAACAGCUCACCAAAUUUUUGGCGGCCGCAAGUAAGCGAAGACGGCGCACGAUAUAUGCGCCACCAACCGAUUCCCUGCUCUGUCACAGCAUUACCAACGAUUUCUGUAAACGCUGCCGAAACUAGUUCGCCCCCAUCGCUUAUAGCUAGGCGCAAGUUAGAUCUGAAGCGAAAGUUUGAACAUCAAUCGUCGCCGAAGACGUCCCCCAAUUGCGAUCAGCCUUACUUGGUCGGCAUAGCCAGCGCUUUUCCACGUGUUGAGGAUUUAGUACAAAAGUUCGAUUCACAACCGACGCGACAUACAAGAAAAAUGAUUGUGAAUCCCAAUAAGCCGAGCGAAGCCGUGGACAGCAAUAUGUUGUCCUUGAAGUCAGUUGUGUUGGAGCAACGGAGCAGUCCACUCUCCGACGAAGGCUGUAACCUUGGACAGAGUCCGUACUCAUCGGACAACGAAGACAAUGAAUUGACGCACAUCACUUCAAUGACAGCGGAGCAAUUAAAGCGCAAGGACAAAGUCGCACGCUCGGCUAGCAGCGAUUCAGCACUUGGUUUGGACGUCGACGAAUCUAUGGACACUACAUCUGAACAACCACCAGCCGGCUCACAGCAACGCAGAAUGACACUCACCGUCACCGAUUUGCCUUUGCGACCGGCGCUUCUGCCUUUAGCCGAACCCACCGCACUACCAGACUCACCAACCAUUGAUCCACAUCAGACGGCCAAUAACUUACCAACUCAAGUCUCGGUGCCUACCAAGGUGUUGCUGGAAGAGCGUGUCGUCGAGCUGCCAGAAGAUCCCCGUUCGCUGGCGCCAUCACUGCCCUGUUCACGGCGCGAGUCAGCACAGAGUUGUGGCAGCGACUAUACGCCCACUGAAUUUCCGGGCGGCAGACGAUUUGUACGUACGCCAUCCGUAGUAGUCUCAGACUAUUCAGACGAUGUCAUGUGUGGCAUAACACUAGAGGAAAUAGAGUAUUUUCGCGCACAGCGCAUGAGACGGCGGCAUUCCUCACUCGACACUGCCAAUGAAGGCGAAGGUGAAUCGGACGUGAGCGCCUCAUCCUCAUGCAGCAACCUUUAUUAUUGCGGAUCCACAAUAUCCGCAUUGGACGGCGCCGAGUGCUACGUGAACGGUGUGCGCACCGCCUUGGAGCGCAAGACCAGCGACUGCUCUGCAUGCUCAGUCAGCGCUGAUGAAGAGUCAUUCACCAUUCCCGAAGACCCACAACAACAGGCAGGCAAGGAUUUGGCCGAUCUACUAGCCGCACAGCAUUUGACCACAAAACCAACAAUAAAGAAGGUAGGUUUGGUGGUGCCAAUGAGUGAGAACUUGAGCGAGAAGGCUACCUAUUGAGUCACAGAGCCAAAUAAAAUCUCAACAAAUCUAAAGUAUUUCAUCAUAUAUUUCACCCAAAGAACUGUUACUGUUGUAAUUCUAUUAAGUUUUAGUAAUUAACUGUAUAUUGUAUAAAUAUUGAGUAGGCUUUUGUAUGAGCGUGAUUAUAAGUAAUGAGCAUUUUGUUUUUGUAGUGUGAGUAUUAUUCCGUUAGUCUAAGUCGCACAAUCGCACAAUAGUCAUAUGGCUUGCGAAAUGAGGAAGGAAUGCAGCUUUAAUUUAUUUUUAUCUUAUCAUUCAGGCAUUUAACCCAUUUUUUUAUUUUACUUUAUUUUAUUUUAUUUGUUUUUGCUGCCACACAGCGAAAAGAUAUAUGAAAUUGUUUUAUGGAAUUAUCUAUUUUGCCUUUAUGAUUUAGUGUGCUGUUGUUGUAGAACUUUGACAGUGCACAAAGUGAAUUUUCAACGUGUAUUAUAUAAAUAUAUCAAAGUACGUUUGUAAAUUAGCAAAUAUUUACUUGGCUGUAGGUAUGUGCGUAUUGUUGUUGUCCUACCCAACAGUUCAUGUAGCAAAUUUUUUAUGAGCACUCAGUUUUGAACUGUUUCAUUUUUGUAUCUUUCACUUUUUAUCAAGCCAUGUUGGUAUUCCUUAAUUUGUGUAUCUGGUUUUUGAUAAAUGUGAACAUAAGACAUUUUUGAAGGCACAGCCGAACAUUAAGAAUUAUGAAGAAUUAAAAAAAAGAAACUAAUAAAUA
Anastrepha ludens (Mexican fruit fly) is the source of this 4939-nucleotide messenger RNA. Its product is annotated as serine-rich adhesin for platelets-like. The transcript is spliced from 3 exons. The record is from RefSeq and is a predicted model, not a curated record. Bases 1465 to 4203 code for a protein of 912 amino acids. NCBI's taxonomy places the organism in Eukaryota, Metazoa, Arthropoda, Insecta, Diptera, Tephritidae.